CGCGUAUUUUUUUUUUUGUAUCGAACGUUCUACGUUGUAAUCGAAUUAUCUUCGCUUGUCUUACCGGAUAUCCUUCGUAUCCACACGGAUAAGACCCGAGUCAAAUUACCCACAGUGCACUUAGUACCCCAAAUUUCCUAAUCACGGGAUCCGCCAUUUUCUUAUCGUCGUCUUCCGUAUUUGGCUUUAUAUUUUCAUUUGCUGACCAGGUGAGUUCCUUAAAAUUACACUAUAUGUAGGUUCGGCUGUAAAAUUUCAGUAUCUUUCUUUGAACGCUGCGGUUUUUACUGCAGUUCACUAUUGAUCAUUCACACUGGGGGUGGGUGACAUUAUUGACUGCAAUAAGCUCAGCUCUUCUGCUGACCGCAUCUACCUGUGGCUAUAGCUUUCACGCGCUUAGCGAUAAAUAAAGUGAUUUAUUAUUCAUCUAUGGCUUUCAAUACCUUUCAUAUCUAGCUACCGUCGGUUUUAUUUUCGUCCCUUAAAUAAACUUGUUAUUGAAGAAAAGCCAAGGGAGGCUGUGAUGAUCACUGUCUUUUUCACUAUUUUUAGAACUUCGUCCGCUGAUUCCUUUCCGUCUUCAUAUAAGCUUAUAUGAAGCAGAUUUCUCCUCGAUCAAAACUUACUGAUGCCAUUUUCGUUUUACUUACAAUCAGCUUUCCUGAUAUGGCGGCGACAGGACCUUACAACUAUUCUUACAUAUUCAAAUACAUCAUAAUAGGUGAGCCAAAUAAUAGUUAUUUAAUUUUACGAAACAUUUUGCUUUGUCACCAAAACAUUCAAUUAGUGAAUUUAAUUCAUUAAGAUCACUCUUUAGAAGGUUGAUUUAACACAGUUGUUUAAGUUCAGACAGAAUCCACCAGGAAAUUGAAUAAUUUUAAGUUUCAGUGGACAAAAACCUUGUACCAGAAUCAGGGGGCAAAGAAAGUCGGUUUUAUGGCUUGCCAUUCAGGCAAGUUGUUGCAGAGUCUUUUAAGUAGCCCCCAAAAAAUUUUUGAUGAGCAGCCUUGAUUACAGUUCUUCUUUAAUUUGAAUUUCUCCAAAAACUUCACUUGCCCUUCAGGCAAGUCAAGAAUAGGAUUGGGUGAUUCCAGAAAAUAUCCAUACCAUACCACGGGCAGCAUCUUGGAAUUCCGAGAGAGAGGGGGGGGUUUCUUGGACUGGAAUUCCGAAGACGUGGGGGGGUAACGCAGUUUGGAAUUCUAAAGGCAUGGGGGGGUGUUUCAGCUCUGAAUUCAGUGAAUUUCCAGAGGAGAGAUGGCGAAAGCUCCGCUUGAAAUCGCUGACCUGUUAACAUUCCCAGUUUGUAAAUGAAGCACGAACCGACCACGGAAGAAGUAUGCGUUCAUGCAGAUGGGUUGUGCAGCAAGCUCCAUAUCAAAGAGGCCUUAAAGUUGAUGAAUUAGUCAACUGAUUAAUAAAAAUAUAACCAAGUCGGUGUUUCUCGCCGAUUGUCGAUCGACGAUGUGUUGUUGCGUGCUGAAAACUCGCACCAGUCUCUCGUUUCCAAAUAGAACGCCUGACAGAUUUUCAAUAUGGCGGGUGACGGAAUAUUGAUCGUAAACUUAACUCUUGUCAGCGUCCACUGGUAUCAAUACGAUCUACUCCUGAAAAUAUGACGGUAUUGAAUGGAAAACAAAAAGUUCUAUUAGGUGGUAAGCAGCUUAAAGAUAAUGCUUAGAAGGAAUAGCUACGGUGUACUAACUUUAACAAACUUGAGUUGCUUGAUCGUCUGACUAAAAAUUGUGAACAGAAUUCUUUUGCAGAGGGAAAAAGGGCAAGUUUCUCGUUCGUCUAAAGAUUUAGACAGACGAACAGGAAUUCCAAAGGGUCUGAAACAAAAGUGGAAAAUUCCAGAGGGGAGGGGGGGUUAGCGAUUUUGGAAUUCGGAGAGCAAGGGUGGGAUGAACAUUUUGGAAUUUCCGAGGGCAAGGGGGGGUUAAAAUACUCAUGCCACCCGUGGUAGGGUAUGGAUAUUUUCUGGAAUCACCCAUUGACUAGCCUGAUUGCCAAUUCUGCUCUCCCUGGGCUAUUGGACACAGCUUUGUUUGCAUGCUGACCAGAAUAAUUUAAAGCAUAUUGCAUUCUUUUUUACAUUUUUCAAAGCCUGGAGAUGUAAUAAAUCAUCUGCAGUAACACCCAAGAAAAUUUCCGAUGAGAAUCCGAGAAAAUGAAUUUCAAAUUUCACAAAAUUACAUCUUACACAAGAAAUUUUCAGAAUUUUACCUGUGUUUUCACAAUUCUUGUGAAAUUCGACUUUGAGAUUCUUGGGUCCCAUGAGAAAUUUUCUUUGGUGUUAUUACAGAUGACAAAUUACAUCUUUAGCCCUUGAAAAAUGUGAAAAAGAAGGCAAUAUUGUUUGAAUUAUUCUGCUACAAGGUUUUUGUCCACUGAAAAUUAAAAUUACUUAAUUUCCUGAUGGAUUCCGUCUAAAUUUUCUUUGUUUAUUACGAGUCGAAACGUGUAAGCAUUCAUAAAAUAAAUGUAUAGGGCUUUACGUAAAUAUUACCCCAGUAUGAAUAGCCUUGAGGUUUCUAUCUUGAGAAGGUCACUGCCAACUUCUCUUCCAAUUACAUGCCCCGUCCUGUUGCUAACCGGUAUAUAUAGAGAGUUUACUGUGACAAGCGAUUAUCUGGGUAGAUGAACUACCUACACUUGUAUUACAUAGGCAAAAUAAAGAAUUCUAUCCACAAAUCCACAAAAUGUCACAGGCUACGUUUUUACCCAAAUAAAUUGAGGUCUAUUCAUUUGCAACGUGCUCAUUUGGCCAUCAUGCUUGCAGGUUUUAGAUUUAAAACAUUUAAAAAACACUCCAUCAGGUGAAUGCAAUGGCUAUAUGAGUAAGCAGUUGAUGCACCUUUACAUGUAGCUAUGUGAUGGGAUUGAAGUCUGACAGGCAGUGAAAACACCUUUAACUACAGUUGUGCCUCUAUUAUGUGGCCAGCCUCUGCCAAUAACCCUGUGGACGUUCAGUGUAAUAAUUCAGUAAAUCACUGUAAAUAAAGGCUGGUCCUUUAACCUACAAGUAAUUUUGCUAAUGUUCAGUUUGCUGGCAUCCUGGUACUUGUUAUGUUUAAUGUCUUUAAAUAUUUUAUUUAUGCUGAAGCACUAUUAAAUCUUAUCUUCUCUCUAACAGGUGACAUGGGUGUAGGUAAAUCUUGUCUUCUUCAUCAAUUUACAGAAAAGAAAUGUAAGCACAACCUAGAUGUCUUAGAUUGCAUUGUAAAUGGAAAUACCAUUAGUACAAGCAGGGUUUGCAAAUUUUAUUGAUGGGUGAAGUCAGUGCGACUUCUGCUUGAAAAAUUUUGGAGACAUUUGGAAUAUUGGGAGUCAAGUAACACUUUCUUUGGCAGUUCUUCACUCAGUCUUUUCUACCAGGAAGCCAUUUCAGUGCAUAGUACAGGCAUGUAUACGCUAUCAUGAUGGAACUGAAAUAGCUACAUUCUCAUGUGAGAGUCUGCUGACCUCUAAAGGCUCAAAUCCAUGAUGAUGAUCAUUACUAACUGUAAUUUAGUGAUAUACACGUGAAUAACUCUUCAAUUUGAGUGGUUAAAAUCAGGUUUACAACAUUUUGCAGUUGAUAUAGAUUGUCUUUGUUUUGAAAAAGGUAAGGAAAAAACUAUUUUUCAACUGAAAAUUUCUGGAGUCAUCUUAAAAAUAUUAGCGUAUUUGUGAACCCUGAGUAGAAGUCAUAAUAAAAAACUUAUCAGUUCACUAAACAGCGUAGGAAAUAUUGGUAGUAACUUAACAUUGGAAGAAUCGUUGUAGCCUCAAAAGAGGGAAAUUUUCCCUACUACGCUUUUCAAAAACAGGCGAAUUUUGAAGUUAAAAAGCCAACUAAAAUUUUUGUUCUUUGCUGCUGUCAAUCGUUAUUACAUACCUCUUAGAAAACAGAAGUUUUCUUCAACGAGUUCAAAGGUUAAGGGUUUUGUAGUCUCGGUGUUUUAAGCUUCAUUGCUUAUGAUCAUAAUUACGAUUGACGGCAGUGAAAUCGCAAUUGUGAAGGUGGCUUUUAAACUUCAGAGUUCGUGUGUUACUGAAAAGUGCAGUAAGAUACAGUAGACUACAUCCUCGGAGACCCAGGGGCAGUCAGUCGGGUCGAUAAAAUGUUCGUGGUGAAAGUUUACUGUAAGAUCGAGACGAGCCCCUGGGCACUUACUCUUACCGAACCAGUUCCAGAAGCGUUUGAAUUGCCUGCUUCUGAUUGGCCAGAAAAAAAAUUUUUCUGGCCAAUCAGCGAAGAGAAGCUGCCGGGUGACUCUCGUGUUUUCUUACACGACGUAGUUUUCCUCAUCGAUCGUUAUAGUUGCGUAGCGCGUUCAACGGGCAAGUUCCUCGAGGAAAGUUUCAGAACAAAAUGUUAACAACCCGCAAAAACUACAACCUUUAGCACGGCUACAAGAAACAAACACUCUCCGAUGAAUUUUUAAGGCAGAUCUUUCCAAGGUAUCGUAAAUUUUUUUAUUGCUGAUACGAUACGCGAUGCAUGACUUUCACUUUCCACACCUUAAUUUGCUCACAUUGUUUAGUAUACAACUCAAGGUUACAUUUUAGACGUCCAUGUUCGUUGCACGACUUCUGAACUUUCUACAGCGUGAAAAUUUCCGUUGCACGGGCCACGCAACUGCGCCGAUUGAUCGUGGGAAUUGCUGGCUUGAUGCAGUGCGCACCUUCUUGCUUUCACAAGCAAACUCCUUUACCGUAAGUACUUUAAAUACAGCCGUUGUGUUUAGUUCGAAAUCUCGGUCCGGUUAUGUGCUGAAUCGUGACUUUUAAGUGAGGUCGAUUUUUGCAGGCUGUGUGGGUUUGUUUUUACGGAUAAGCGAAAGAAAAAAUAAAGUUGAGUUUGCGAAAAAAUGUUUGAAAGUGGUUGGUGUGAAAGUUUUGGAGGGCGAUAAAAGGCGCAGGGUGUGACACGUGUAGGUAUAGAGUUGAGAAAUCGUGGAAGGGUGGGAGGUCUAUAUAGAUAUUUUUGUAGUCACUAAAACUUUACAAGAGGUGAACGCUCUUAAGGAAAUUCCAGGAGAAGAGACCAAGGAAUAGGGACACUUUCCAAAGAUCCAACUUCAGCUCUUGAUUUCAAGGACCUGGGUCAGGGUCUGGCUUACUGGGUUAAUCUUCACUGUGAUUAGAAUUAUGGCUAAUAUAGUACAAAUGAAUUUUCAUUAUAAGAUAUCUUUUAACAAAUACAUGUAUAAAAUUAAUUUCACAUAAUAUGUGAUUUUUUGCCAAACUUUUUAUCUAUGAUUGGCUUGAUGUUUCCCCCUACUGACCCCCUCAAACACAUCCACAGUGCCAUUGUUUUAACUCCCUUGCAAUUGAUGUUACAAGAUUGGACUUAUUUUGAAAGAAUAAUGCUGCAAUAUUAACAAUUUUCCUUUGGUGCAUUUUUUUGAUAUUUUACAACUUCCCUAUUAUAAUUCUCCUCGUCUGACAAUAAUAUUCUUCAUUUAUAAUUAUUUCUAAAUCUUUAAACACCCUCUUCAGAAAGGUAAAAAUCUUCAUUGCAUGGUCACCAUUACACACAGUGUCUCUAAAAUACCUUCCACAGUACAUAAUUUAUGACAAUUAACAAUUAUUGUUUCCUAUAGAAGACAAUCAGAGAAUACAAAUUCUAGAAUACAAGCAGUGAAGAUUUGAUUCUUGAAAUUCUUGUCUCAGAUCAUCUUGAUUUUCUUUAAGCAGACUAACAGUCUUUGGCACUGAUGUCACAACAUAAGUGGCUUGGAAUGAUUCUGCUGUUUUCAUUACUGUCAUCAAAAAAGGAAGGAUUUUUUUCUCUUCUGCAAGUUGUUGUUAAAAUAAAAUAAAAUAUUGAAGCUCCCUAGUAUUUCUAUAAGUCAAGCAGUAGUAUAAGUAGACAUGUGAAUUCCAAUAAUGAUAAAGUAAAAAAAAAACAAUCUCAACAGCUUAAAAAUAAAAUUAAUGUAAUGGCAUCUGUAGUUCUGUAUUACGGGAUGUUUUUCCAUUUGUAAUAUGUAAAUGUUCAAUUGCACUAUUAUCUUAAGCAGUCACAAGGCUUACUUUAUCAGCUUUUAAUUGUCAAUAGAUGGUGACAAAAAACAUGAUAAUUCUUGUGAAGUGUCUGUCAGCUUUUAGACAACAUUACUGAGCAUCCUUGAAUAAAAGCCAGAUCUACUGUUAAGUAUAAUGAGGGUCCUGUAGAGGGGAUAACAAUCCCAUUGAAACUGUUUAACCCUCAAUUCCCAUUUUUUACAUUUUUUUCCAUUCUCAGUGAUAGAAUCCCCCUGCCAGUGACUUAAAUCCCAUUUUACCCCUUCAGAACUCCCCACAAUGAAUCCAGUGUAGUACCCUUUCUAGUAAACAAAUCAGCAUACUUACCAAUGAACAGCUGUAUGUACCUGCAACAGGAUUCUUCUGGUAAAACUCCGUAGAGAACAUUGCCCUGAAUUUCUUGUCCCCCAGUUAAUGAUUUCGGGCUUCCAUACAACAAAGAAAACGCUCCCUAUCCAUUCAAUAUUUCUCGAUCUUUCGUUUUGCUUUCCCCUAAGUAAGCGCCCUGAAUUCCUAGUGACCUCGAGUACUUUACCUGGUCCUCAACAACUGACAUGAGAGAUGAAAUCACUAUGACCAAAGGAAUACAAGGGAAUUCAUAACCUUUAGCAUCUAACGAUUUUUAAACCCCCUAGCUUACAGGCAACAUUUGGAAGGUUAGACUCUUCUAUCAAUUGCCCAAGAACAUCUCUUCUUUUCACAAUCUUCUCAAUAACAAAUCUUUGCAAGCCUUCUUCAAGCGCUUGCUGGACGUUCCCUCGAAUCUAAAGUUAACACUACUAUCAACUUCGCAGAAUUCGUACGGUCAACUGCUGUAAGCUUUUAAGCUUAAAAUUUGGAGCAAAAGCAAGAAGAAGGCACUACAGCUAUGCGCUAGCCGGCAUUUCCCACGAUCAAUCGACGUAGUUUCGUGGCCCGUGCAACGGAAAUUUUCACGCUGUAGAAAGUUUCAGAAGUCGUGCAACGAACAUGGACAUCUAAAUGUAAACUUGGAGUUGUAUACUAAACAAUGUGAGCAAAUUAAGGUGUGGAAAGUGAAAGUCAUGCAUCGCGUAUCGUAUCAGCAAUAAAAAUUUACGAUACCUUGGAAAGAUCCGCCUUAAAAAUUCAUCAGAGUGUUUGUUUCUUGUAGCCGUGCUAAAGGUUGUAGUUUUAGCGGGUUGUUAACAUUUUGUUCUGAAACUUUCCUCGGGAAACUUUCCCGUUGAACGCGCUACGCAACUAUAGCGAUCGAUGAGGAAAACUACGUCGUGUAAGAAAACACGAGAGUCACCCGGCAGCUUCUCUUCGCUGAUUGGCCAGAAAAAUUUUUUUCUGGCCAAUCAGAAGCAGGCAAUUCAAACGCUUCUGGAACUGGUUCGGUAAGAGUAAGUGCCCAGGGGCUCGUCUCGAUCUUACAGUAAACUUUCACCACGAACAUUUUAUCGACCCGACUGACUGCCCCUGGGUCUCCGAGGAUGAGUAGACUAAAGCUGAAAGAUUUUACUAUGAAUGUCCAUCCUUAAGGCCUUGUUUCAUUCUGAGAUUAUCAUACCAUGUCAGGCCAAUAAAGACAUUGGCAAAAAUAAGGAAUUGAGAUCUGCAAGACUCAGUCAGGUGAAUGGUACUGUAUGCUGUUGGUGUUAACCAUUUAACACACUUAAACAUGCACUUCUGUCAUUGACAUCACCUUGUCUAUUGCAGUUAUGGCAGACUGUCCUCAUACUAUUGGUGUGGAGUUUGGCACAAGAAUAAUUGAAGUUUCAGGUCAAAAGAUCAAGCUUCAAAUAUGGGAUACAGCAGGACAAGAGAGAUUCAGGUAUGAUUGUCCCUUGCUGUAUUGAACCUAUAGCUCAGUAGUUAGAGCUAGUUUAUUUAUUUAGACUGACCAUUGGCAGUGAGCUCAAUGUCCCAAGAACUAACUCAGCAACUUCAACAAUAAGUACUUUUACAUGGGACACUUUUACGUCGGUAAAUGACCAUAGGCCUUUUACCAUGGGAGAUUUUGGUGUAGUGCAUGUGACCAUACUUUCCCUAAUAUCUGAUGUAUCCAGUGUAGUUAAUUGGAAAGCUUAUUUGAAAUGGGGACUUAAGUGCUGACAAGCAUUCACAGACCAGAGUACCCAUCCAUGAAACUGGACAAGAUUAAUAAUUAUUAUUGCUGUCAUCACCAUUGAAGUUGUAGAGUAACCAUCUUAUUAUUAAAUGUCCAAGAUGUUCCCAUUGUGGUAGAUGUUGGCUACCUUGCUGAGACCAUUGGGAGUUUCCAUUUGCAUGAGGUAUGGAAACUGUAGGAUACAGGAUGCACAGUGUAUAAUCUAGUUUGUCUGGUGUUAGUGUGAGAUCUGACUUGGAUACACAUUGUAUAUUUUCAAAUAACAUGUGUUACUUAAUGCUUCCAUCAGUAAGUUGCUCAUUUCAUUUUCUUGUUCAACUCUGCAGAGCUGUAACACGAAGUUACUACAGAGGGGCUGCUGGUGCCCUUAUGGUAUAUGAUAUCACAAGGUGAUUCAACAAUGAUCUCUUGCUAAUAUAUAGAGGAACCUUGAUAUAACAAAGGGUUAAGGGACUGACAAGAAAAAAUGUUCGCUAUAAGGAGAUUUUGUUAUAUCAAGGUUCUUUACCAUAUGUUUUACUCUUACUGAGACUAGAAUUAUUGUUUGUUAUACCAAGGACUUUGCCAUAUAGAGGUUUGUUAAACUGAGUUUCCACUGUACAACUAUCCCCAAAAUAAGAGGUGAAUAGUAUACAACUAUCCCCAGAAAAGCGUUGAGGUAUAUAUCUAGUGCUGUUCACCGACCCUGAGGGGGAUAGUUGUUUUACUAUUCACCAAGUCAGUUGGAUAAAACUGAAAAAAAGUAACUUUUUGUAGAUUAAAAACGUCACUUAGUAGGCAUUUUGUUUACAAUAAUAUUGACAACAUUUCGGUGAUUUUGCUAGGUGCAUUUUACGAUUUUGUUGCAAAUUUAGCAUGAAAAUAAUUUUCUACCAACCAGUGAACACUUACUAGCCAAAGUUUGUCGCUUUCUUGCUAAUUGUUUGUACGACUGCUUCAUUUUUCGCACAAAUUUCAUCUUCCAAAAAAUAAUGUCUCGAAACAAGAUGCCAUCUUGGCUCCGGUCGCAAAAUAGUACUGUUAAUAGCCAGGGAUAUUCCGAGUUACAGGAGCCAAUCAAAAAUUGCUAUUCACUGAUUUGGUAAAUACUAAUGGUAGAUAUACAUGCAGGGUUGUCAGAAAGUAUUCAAGUAGACGCCUUAGUUGUCAAAGUAAGGGGCCAGCGCUGGAGGUGCUGCCAAGCGCCGAAGGGGCAAGCCUCUAGGGGGGUCUAGGGGCAGGCUCCCCCAGAAAUGUUUAUAUUUAGAUACUCUGAAAUGCUGUUUUCUGCACUCUCCAGGCUAUUUUCUCCCCAAAAUUACUGAAUAUCCAGAGAAUAAAUUAUGGUCUUUUUCUUCCGAUCUUGUUGGUGAACAGUGAUAUUUCAUUUAAAUAACGCCAUCCCUAAAGAAAUGCCAAGCAGAGUAGCUGGCCGAUACUAACCAAGUAGGCAGCGAUUUUCGCCGGCAGCCGGCUACUUUUGACGACCCUGUACAUGUACUGGUACACUGAGAUGGGAAGUGUCGAGAUAUUUAUCUUAUUAUAUCACUAUGUAUCAACCCUUAAGGGGAUGGUUUUGGUAUUUACCAAAUGAAAAAGUAACCUUUUUUAAGAGGUGCCAUUCAGUAGGGGCUUUGUUUAGGUUUUAAUUGUGUCAAUAGCAAUAGGCUUGUUUCUGAUUGUUUCUUAAUAACCCAUUUUAUAGGUUAAUUUUGCUAUUAUAACUCCAAAACUGUCGGAUUUGACCUGUCCGAUUACCAGGAGCUUGUAAUCGGACAGGUCAAAUCGAACAGUUAAAGAACCAAUGAAAAUCAAGUAAGAAAUGCCACUAGCCAAUGAAAUUUAACUACAUAGCGCAUGAUAACCAAUCAAAAGUAAUCUGUCAAUGAAAAAAUAAGCUAUGCGCUCAGCUGAUUUGAAAUUACUCACCUGAUUACUCCCUGAAAUGUACUCCAUUCAGUCCUAUCACUAUAGCAGGGUUGUCAAAAGUAGCCGGCUGCCGGUAAAAUUGGCCACCUACUUGGUAUUGGCCGCUACACUGCUUGGCAUUUCUUUAACAGAUGGCAAUUUUUAAAUAAAAUAUCCCUGGACUGGCCGCUUUCUUUGACGACUCAGCCGUCUAUCUCAAACCUUUCUGACAACCCUGCUAUAGCCUGUGGAAGGUAGAAAAUUAUUUUCUCAAUUAAUUUGCCACAAAGUCACUAAAAUGCACUGGACAGAUCCCUGAAGCACUGUCAAUUAAGGCUAUAAAUGUAUUAAUAUUAUAAGCAGAAUGUUUAAGCCCCACCUGUGAAUACAGAUACAGUAAAAAGGACCAAUUGUGAAGUUUGUGAGACAAAGUACUUUGAUGAUGUAUUUGCCUAUUUUUGUAAGCACUGUAUAUGUUUUUGCCCUGAUUUAUCAGCAUUACUUUAUGAUUAAGAAAAUAAAGGAAUUCCUUCCCCAGAGUGCAGGAAAAUGCAUUUCCAAGGGUCUAGUUUUAAACAUUUUCUUGGGGGACAUGCUUCUAGACCUCCCCAGACACUCAGGCCCUUGCGGCCUUCGUUGCAUGGCCAUAGGCCGUGUUUUGGAACUGAAAUCUUUCAUGUUACCUCUGCUUCAAAACUUAAUGACAGCCCUGCUAACAUCUAGCCUCUAUCAGAGUAAAGGUGGAUUUCUACUGUCAGAUAUUUUUUAUGCGCAUAAAUAAAAUAGAGGUGAUGUAAGAAAGGCCUUGUGUAAAUACCUAAAAGUUGAGCAAGGUUCAACUUUUACAUUUUAUGCACAACCUUCCAUACAUUGCCUCUAUUUUAUUUAGAUGCGUAAACUUUAUGUGGGUACACACAUAAACAUUAUGCGACAAUGGAAAUCUACCUGAAAGCCAAGUCACUGACAUCAUCAUCUGUGGCAAGUAGAAAGCUUUUUUGGUCACAGAUAUCACAGGGUAGUUGGCCUGUUUCAUUUAAAUGUAUUGACGAACCACCUAUAUUUGUUGUUCUUUAGGAGAAGCACUUACAAUCAUUUAAGUAGCUGGCUUACCGAUGCAAGGAAUCUAACAAACCCCAACACGGUAAUGUCAUCAAAGUGUCAUACUAGUUGCUUCUUUCAAUUGAUGCAUUUUGAAGGUGCUUGUCAAGAACAAGAUUGUAAGGCUCUGUAAGCAAAACAGGUUUUUUUUCUCUUAAGAAGCAUAAGGUUUAUACAAGAUUAAACAGGAUUUUUUGGACAAUGGUUACUUCACAGUGGCUCAAUGUUAAUUUUGUCUUUUGCAUUUAAAUGCAGGUAAUAUUUCUUAUUGGGAACAAGUCAGAUCUGGAUGCUCAGGUGAGUGUUAACAAAGCAAACAAUUACAUGUAACAUCAUUCGAUGCUGUUUAUGAAAAUGUGAGUGAGUCAAAGCUACAUUCUGAACACCUGAGUUAACUACAAACAACUAUUUUCUGUCCAAAUAGAGAGAUGUAACCUAUGAGGAAGCCAAACAGUUUGCAGAAGAGAAUGGCAAGUACCUGCAACCUUUUUUAUUUUCUCUGCCAAAAGUAGUUGCUGAUAUAGUCAGUUUGUCGUGGGAAAACGAAAAAAGGAGGAAAAUUGGAAAUGUUGUCUGAUAAUCAUUUAAAAAAAUAAUAUUGUCAUUCCUUGUAUGUUAUGUUGUAUUUUUUAUUUUCUCGAGCAUUUUAUCAAAUUUUAAAUCAAUGUUUUACUGUUUCUCUUAAAAUCUUAUAAAAAUCUUAUAAAAACUACACACAAAACUUCUGUAAAAUAUUCAUAAAAAUAAAACGGCCACAUCAAUAUUAUAUAAAUACAAAUUUCCGGCAAAACCUCUUCACAAUUCUGAAUUCUAAGAUACUAAUUAAAAACUAAAUAUAUGUCCACGAUAGAAACCUACUUACAAUUGUGAAUACUUUAAGAGUGGGAAAAGGAAAAUCAAGCAUUACUAAGAAAAAAACUAUCAAAAAUCUAGGCCUAAAGUUAUGAAUACAGAUGUAGACCAGCUACACAGCAAAAGUGAAGUCUUCUGAGACCUUACAUGAUUUGAAUGGAUAUCUAGAACCUCUGAAUGACUGUUUCUCUUUGCAUGUGACUGCCAUAAGUGAGUACAAUGUACAUGUAUGUAUCUACACAUUAAUGUACUUUACAUAUGGAUAUAAUAAUGAUGUCAAUAAUUAUUUCUUUCUUUUAGGACUUCUUUACUGUGAAGCAAGUGCAAAAACGUGAGUCCUCUCAAAACAUAAAUGUGCUGUAACAAUGGAAAUUAUUGUUCUGAAUCAGUCAUUGGAGUUUCUGAUGGCAUGUGGUUACUUAACAAUUAUUACAUGAGUGGGCGUUGGAUAUGAGAUGGUAGAUAGCCAACAAGGUGCGUAGCGCCAAAUUGGCUAUAAUCAUCUCAUAUCCAACAACUGUGAGUGGAAAACGCCCACAAAAUAUCGAGAAUUCUUCUCGACUUUAUUUGUAAAAGCAACCGAUUUUCAGCUUGUUUUUAAUUUUGAGCAGACGCAUACUAUUUGGAGAGCAUGGUAUAAUGGCUCAUAUACCAUGAUACAAUGUAGCUAAGCCAAUCGGAGCUCUAGAAUUGCAUUAUCCAAUGAUUCAGUUUUUAAUAAAAAUAAUUAUUUCAUUGACCUUGUUCAUUUGCAGUGGUGAAAAUGUCGAGGAUGCUUUCCUUGAAACUGCAAAGAAGAUUUACCAAAAUAUUCAAGAUGGAAGGUACAGACUAACAGCUGAAGUUUAACCCAGUAUUUUAACAAAAGUCCUUUUGUGAAUUUUUAUGAGUAUUGAAUAAUGGAUAAGUGUUAAGUUAAGAUGGCUUUAUUUCAGCCAAGUCAAGGCUGUGCUCUAAGGAAAAUUCAAGGGAGCCCAUUGCUCUGAAACUGUCAAAUCUUGGGUGCCCAGCAUAUGAUUUGUAUGAAAAAAGUAAGAUUUUCUAUUCGCUCAAGGGUAAAAGUUCGGUGCCAGGGUCCACCAGGCUCUGCCAAAGCACAGCCCUGCAAGUUCUUUCUUGUAUAUUAAUUGACCAAGACGAAGUCAAGGUCAAUAAAUACUCGAAAAUGACAGAGGUCGACAUUUAGCUGUCUUCAUAAUGUGUCUGAAAAGAUAACUUUUUCUUGAUGGGCCCGUCUUGGCCGCUCAGGUAGCCAGGAUUCAGUUCGUCUUGCCUCCUCAUGGGUUCAGCUAUCUAAUAAUUAGAGGCCUUUAGAUUCCGAGACGAGAACGACUACGAGUUCGAGAUUUUCUCAAUACUGAGUAUUGCUCACGCGUGAACCAGCGUCAUUUUGGCGGGAAAACGUGAUAGCCGUCGUCAUUUUACCACGAGUUUUAGCAAGAAUGUCGUAGUGGCGGGAACAAGUUAUCAAAUGUUAGAAGUUUUAGCAUUUUUCAAUCGGGAGAGGUCUUAACCUCCUUCAAAAACGAUAACAGUGCUAAAUUUUCUGGAGAAAAAAAGUACAAUGAAGAAUUCCUGGGUGUCUAUUUUUUGACAAUACGUGAAAAGAACUUUAAAUCAAAUCCCGUAGCCGUUCUCGUCCUCUAAUCUAAAGGUGUCUAACAGACCCUAUUCACGAUACCCGCCAUCAUUGCACGCGCUUGAGGACUGAUGGGGUAAAAGCAAUGUCACAUGGUUUCUCAGGGAGCAAACAAGUGGUAAAGGCCGCCAAUGCAAGAAAUCGCGGACGCGUUUGUUUAUUCUAGACAACAGAAAAUGAACAACUUUUUAUCUUAAAAACGAUAAUGGCAAAUCAUAGGUGUAAGUGAUCAUUGUUACUGUUUUGGAUGCAGUAGUAACCUGAGACUAGGCCCAAUUUUAGCGGUUCUCAUGCAUUCUCUCUAACGGCUACCGCUAAAAUUGGGGCUCUGUUUUCGUUUCGCCUUGCCCGCCGGAAUGUUAUUACAAAGCGAAACGAAAAUUGAGCCUUAUCUCAGGUUAAUGCAGUAGCGACCGUACAUUUCCUCACAGCAAGCAAUAUUGACGCGAAACUUGAGUAAAUUCGACCUUUAGCUGUACACUUUGCUUUACUAUCAAAUCGUCGUCUCGUUUUGAGCGAAUAAACAAACCCGACAGUGACUACUUGUAUUGGCAAAUUUUAUCACUUGUUUGCCCCCUGAAAUACCACGUGACAUUGCUUUUACCCAUCAAUCCUAACGCGCGUGCAAAGAUGGCGAGUAUCGCGAAUAAGGUCUAUUAGAAAGCUUUAGAUUCUGAGACGAGCACAACUACGAGUACGGGAUUUCCUCAAUACUCACGCGUGAACCAGCGUCAUUUUGGCGGGAAAACGUGGUAGCCGUCGUCAUUCUACCACGAGUUUUAGCGAGAAUGUCGUAGUGGCGGGAACAAGUUAUCAAAUUUAAUGUAAUUUUGUUAUCAGGAGAGGGCUUAACCCCCUUCAGUAUAAAUAACCGUACUAACUUUUUGUUGAAAAAAGUAAACUGAUACUUUCCAAGGUGUUUUUUUUAGAACUCGCACAAAAAGUUAAUUCUCGUACUCGUUCCUGUCCUCAAAUCUAACCUGAAAGGGUUAAACAGCAUCGUGAAUAUGUUUUUUUAUAUUGCUUUCUUUAGCUUGGAUCUCAAUGCUGCUGAGACUGGAGUUCAACACAAGCCACUUACGGGCCGGCCAUCAAACGCACUGCAUACAGACCAGCAGGCAAAUCAGGAAAGGUGUUCCUGCUAACCAUCCGUAAUUGAGAGUUAUAGUUUAACCAGAAAUCAUCAAGAAAUCAAAUCUGCCACGGUGGAAAGCAGAAGAAAGAGUGACGUAUUCUGAGGAAUUGGCACAAAUGCAUUGGCAUAGGAUGACAUGUAGAUAUCGUAAUGUGAUAUAAAUGGAUUAUGGUCAAUUUGCCUAUGUAGCAACUUGCGUACUUCUUUGUUUAACUUACACUGUUUCUUGUGUGAUCCACACAGAAAUUUUCUAGACCGAUCUCCAUGCUUUGUCUCAGAGAAUUAGUUAAGAGAAUUUGAUCAAAGAUCUAAGCAUUUUCCCUUUAGUGAUUAAGUUAUUAAUUCUAAUAACCUUUUAUUAUUUUAGCCUGAAUUUCAGACAUAACUUCAAGUCGCUUUCUCCCCUCGAGUUAAUGUCUGAAAUUCAGGCUAUAAUUAUCUUGUCAGGAGAAAAUUGAUGUUGGUCACUAUUAGGACUUCAAGAGUCAAGGACUAGAAAUACAUAACCAUUUAUUUCUUCUAGGGAUAUGUCAAAUGAUAUUCACUACGUUAAUAGGCAAGUUAAACAAAGUGGUAUGCAAGUUUAAAAUAUGCGAGCUUUUCUUACACGUUGGCAAAUUGACCGGUGUCCAAUAUAAAUUCUUACAUUGUAUUACAGUAGUAAACGGGGACACAUGGUGUUUAUAGCUCUCUUGUUCAUACUGACUGGGUAAUUGCUGUGUGUCUCCUCAGCUUAGAGCGUACUUGGUGAUAACGAAAGAGAACCUCCAUAAGAUUUGCGAAUAUAAUAUGGUUAUAAAGGCCCCAUUUAUUUGGCGAAAACGUGUCGCGGUUAAAAGCGUCACCCGCCUACCUGAGCUACCCGGGCCAAGCCAACGUUUCUUACAUUGGCUCAGCUAGAAGGCGGGUCACCCUUUUUCGAUGGUAGGGUCACCGUCCUAGCUGGACCAGCUUUUCUCCUUAUAGACACUUUUGUCUCGCCCAGCCAGGUCUAGGCAAGACAAUCAGAGCAUGGGCGAGCGCUACUGUCUGCUCUUCGCUCGGGCAAAGGGGUAAAUUUUUUCUCAUAUAAACACUCGCUUACAUGUACAUGUAAGUUGACUCGGCUGGGAGGGUGACCCUCUUUCCCGUGACAACUUUUCUCUACAUUAACGGGUCCUAACCCCCCACCCCCUCCCCACCUUUGUGUCACAUGGGGGGAGGGGCAGCUAAAUACUGAAGGAUUCAGUAGAGCGCUAAAAUUUCAUUAUACAUUUUUCUCUUUUGGGAUAAAAGGUUUAAACAGAAUUGUACUUGUCGGCUCUUCGCUUGGGCAAAGGGGCAAAUUUUUUCUCAUAUAAACACUCGCUUACAUGUGAGUUGACUCGGCUGGGAGGGUGACCCUCUUUCCCGUGACACUUUCCUCCACAGUAACGGGUCCUAACCCCCUCCCCACCUUGGUGUCACGUGGAGGGAGGGGCAGCUAAAUACUGAAGGAUUCAGUAGAGCGCGAAAAUUUCGUUAUACAUUUUUCUCUUCUAGGAUAAAAGGUUUAAACAGAAUUGUACUAUAAAGUUCAUUUCUCUAAUUUUUGGUGUGGUAUCUCGUAUUUCCCUUCUUUAGACUGUUAUGUUGGGAUCUAUUUAGCUUGCUAGAAAAGUGCCAACCUAUCCCUUCCCUAAGCCAACAUUAACACUUACUUCUCACUUAAGGCAAAAUAUUGGCUUAAAUAACUCAGGGUUUCGAUUAAAGCAGUGGCGUGGUGUUUUACGAUUUCUAAUUAGGGCCAGUGUUUCGAAGCUAAGGUGCAACAUAUUUAAGUAUUGUUUCAAAACAAUAGACUCAAUCAAAAGGGGGGGGGGGCAUUUAGCAGCUGCUUGGAAGAGAAGUCACCAAUGGUGCCUAACCUUGACCCUAAACAAUACUGAAACAAUUGAAAGAAUGACAUGUCAUUGUUUUCUGCGACCAAUCAGGAAAGACCUUACGAGCAGCUCCUACACAACUGAUCAAAAGCUUAGUAAUUACUUACUAUACGUGCAAGGGCUCCCAUUGAUCACGGAACUAUGAAACAGAUUUAGAAUAUCGCGUCUACGGCAAACGGCGAUAGUGAGAUUCAAGGAGACAAUUUUUCAAAUUAGAAAAAGGCCUAUAAAACUGUGCAAAAUAAUUCUAACGGAUCAAAUGGACCUGAAACUACUUACUUUUUUAGUCAUAAUGAACUGUAAAUGACAAAAAACAACUGACGUUUCCAGUUAACCUAACGCUACAUCGGAGCUCCUCCUUCAAACUCGUUUCCGGAACGGGGACAGGGGAGACCUCCUGGAAACGAGGCCGUGACUCCGUGAAUCUAGCCUCCAAGGGAGACGUAAUUAGGGUUUCGUCACGCAUUCCUACCCCACGUUGGUAGGAGAGGAUUGCGUGACGAGCCAACAAAACAGGACGUCUGUGUGGUAGGCUACCGUGAAUCCAGCCGCUGUGGACUUAUCUGUAUGCCCAUAGUGUCGAAGAUACGAUCGAGAAGUGGUUGAAUAGCUAGAUUAGCUUGUGGCAAUAGAUUCUUUUAAUUCCAAUGUAAUAUUUCUAAGUGCUAUGUACAACCGAAUCCGAAUUUCAUGUUACUUUAAUUACAAUAUCGUUCCAUGUAACAUAAUGUUGUUAAAGAUCUCUUACAAAUUUAAAGCUUACCGGUUUAGUUUUUACAAUGUAAAUGAAUAAAAUGAGAACUAAAUUUGUUGUGGAAAUUCUCUCUACAAGGCUUUUUUUGUGUUGGCCCUUAACUUAAAGAUAAGCCACAAACCCUAUGAUUGAAAUUGUCGUUCCUUAUUUUCCGUCUUACUGCGGAAUUUUAUGAUUCUAAAAGGUGAUAUUGCGCGAGACAAUUUGCAACGACGAUUUUUAGCGAAACACAGCGUUGCAACAUUGUUGCGACAUUGGUUCGAAUAGUUACAACAGUGUUCCAAUAUUGCAACGCCGUGUUGCACUUAA
Molecule: messenger RNA, 17685 nt
Organism: Porites lobata
Lineage: Eukaryota; Metazoa; Cnidaria; Anthozoa; Scleractinia; Poritidae
Source: the annotation of a GenBank genome assembly